Messenger RNA from Portunus trituberculatus (swimming crab), 1523 nucleotides. Its product is annotated as protein ALP1-like. Lineage: Eukaryota; Metazoa; Arthropoda; Malacostraca; Decapoda; Portunidae. The record is from RefSeq and is a predicted model, not a curated record. The coding region runs from base 64 to 1323 and encodes 419 amino acids. The transcript has 4 exons.
UGCUCUGAACAGCUGGCAGAGAGACACCUUGAUUGAUGUAAACAAACAAUCCACGUGGUUGUCAUGGCAUCGCGAGCAGUGGAGAAUGUUUUCUUUGCAUUUCUCCUGUCCGAAGAAGAAGCUGCCAAUAACAGAGCUCAGGCAACAUUGCAUCACCUCAGACAGUUCGAGGACAACGUAAGGUUUCUGAAAACAUCCAGACCACAACAGGUAGAUACUACUGCUCAUAAGUAUGAACACAAAGCAGUUGUCAAGAGGGAGCCAACAGCAGCAAAAAGACGCAGAAAAGGUGGAAGGUGUGCUGAGGACUACCUUCAGAAAGGUGGGAUGAUGGCAUUCUACAAUCUCAGUGACUUUAACACUCAUUUUGGCAUGACUCGCACCCAGGUAGAGGGACUGCUCAAUGAACUUCAGCCUCAUUACCCAUAUGAAAGAGGGUCCAAGCUGCCUCUAGAAAAUGUUGUGUUAGCUAGUUUACGAGUGUUAUCCAGUCAGGAAUCUUAUGGAAUGAUUGCCGAGAGAUUUCAGACCAGCAAGUCUGUUAUUUGCACUUCACUGCAUACAUUUUGCAGUCUUGUCUCUGGUAAUCUUGAAAACCAUAUCAGAUGGCCCAUUGGCAAUGCCAUAAGAGGAACCAUGCAAGGGUUUGAAGACGUUGGUUUUCCAGGGACACUUGGUGCUAUGGAUGCCUUUCACAUUCCAAUUAACAAGCCUAAAGAUGUUCAGGAACCAGAUGAAUACAUGAAGGAAAAUACCAUGUAUUGCACUACACUGUUAGCAGUUUGUGACAAUAAGUACAAAUUUACAUAUGUCAAUGUUGGACACCCUGGAGCCUUUGACGACUCUGACGUGUUCAAGAGGUGUGAGCUGCACAAAGCAUUUCAAGAGGAUCCUGAUUCUCUACUACCUUAUGACUUCCACAUAGGAGGCAAGGUGUAUCCUUUCCAUAUCAUAGCUGAUGCUGGGUUCCCUCUGUCUGAGUAUGUGAUGACCCCAUAUGUAGAUGAUGGUCAUUUGAAGCACAAAGAGAUUGAGUACAAUAGGCAUCACUCAUCUGCCUUGUUGACAGUUUCUAAAGCGGUGGGUGUAUUGAAGGCAAGGUACAAUCGCUUAAAAUUACUUCAGAUGCAGCAUCUUGCUCAGUGUAGUAUUGCUAUCAAAGCUUGUUGUAUUCUUCAUAACAUUUGUGUUCAAAAUAGUGAUGCAGAGACCUUUGGUGUUGAUGAAGUGCCUCCUCUCAUCACUACUCCUCAUGUCCAUUUUGAAUCAAAUGUUGCUGGAGAAAGUAAACGCAGUAUUAUUGCAGAUUCUCUCUUGGAGUAACCAUGCCAGGAAUUAAACAUAGAUCACUAUACAUAUCCUGUAUUAUAUUUUGUACAUAUUAUUCUUUCAAAUGGAUGCAGAUAACACUGCACCUCUACAUUCAUAUUUUUAGGUAUGCCAGUGACAGGCACCUAAAUUAUAUUCUUCUAUAUUGUACAAUUAUAUUCAAAUAAUAAUAAUAAUAUAAUUUCACAUAUUUA